AUGGCCAGUGAAGCACCCUCGAUGGGUGCCAGCAAACGCACUUCAACAACACCCAGCCUGCGCAAUAGCCAAGCAGCACGACCUGCGUCCCCUCAUACACCACAAGCACGAUCCGGAACCUACCCCAGCAGCACGUCACCGGGCUCCUCCUUUCGAAACGAAGACGAUGCGAUCAUAUUCGAGAUAGGUGCGCGAUGGCUACGCGCCGGAUUUGAAGGACACAGCGCCCCAACGUGUGUGGUCGGCUUUGGACCCGAACAGUCGAGGAGAGCAGGGGAUUAUCGAGGAUGGAUCCAGGGCAGCAUCGGAGACGGACGGCUACCACAACCUGUCGAUGUCGAGGAGUGGACACGAGCGUACGAACUAUGGCGGUCGGAUUCGCGAGAGAUCGAUCUAGGCCUGGUUGAGGACAAGAUCGAGCGCGCGUUUCGGGAGACAUACAACCAAUUUUUGUUGACAGAUGCAGGCACAUCUCGCCUCGUUCUUGUCCUUCCCUCUCUCAUGCCACAUCCGUUGCUGUCAUCGCUACUGUCGACGCUCUUCAGUCGCUGGCGCUUUCCGAGUAUUACACUUUUGUCGAGCGCAGCCAUGUCAGCAACGGCAGCUGGAUUACGGUCGGCUUUGGUAGUUGACAUUGGCUGGGCCGAGACUACUGCAACGGCGAUAUAUGAAUACCGAGAGAUAACUACGAAGAGAACGACACGGUCUAUGAAGCAUCUGAUGCAGGAAAUGGGGCUGCUUCUCACUGGGCUGGCUUCCGACGGUGAUCAUGACGCGAAGGUUACGGACAAGAUCUCUGUCGGUUUUUCAUACUGUGAAGAAGUGGUCAGUCGGUUUGCUUGGUGCAAAUCCCGAAGCGAAGAUGAUACAGCGGCGGACGAAAACGACCAGACCUUGUCAAUUCCAUCGCCAGCAAAUCCUUGCCAAGAAUAUACAGACGUGCCUUUUUCGCGACUCGCCGAGUCUGUCGAUAAGGUGCUGUUCGCACCGGAUAUUGCAGAACAUGAGCUGGAUGACGAAGAAAAAACCUUGCCUCUACUUGUCUACAACACACUUCUCUCACUGUUUCCCGACACACGAGGCACAUGCAUGUCCCGUAUUGUCUUUGUGGGCGGCGGCGCUCGAAUUCCUGGGCUACGACGGAGGGUCCUCAAGGAAGUUUCACUCUUGAUAGACCGUCAUGGAUGGAGUCCGGUUCGAGGCAAAGCACUCGAGCGACAGCGACAGAGAUUGGAGGAGCUGAGGCUUUCAACUCGCAAACCUUCAACCGAACCCGAACCUCCUAAAAGCAACGAAGAAGCGCCAUCCACCGACGAGAAACCAGCUGAUCCUUCCAAGGAAGUACCAGAGAUUGACUUUGUGGAACAAAAACUCCGUCGACAAAACAAAGACAUUCCAGUUCCUAUCCAAGGAGUCUUGCGUGAAGUUGAAUCGCUUGGCCCAUGGGCUGGUGCGAGUCUGACAACUAGUUUGAAGAUUCGUGGUAUGGUAGAGAUUGAACGAGAGAAGUUUCUACAGUAUGGACUUGCCGGGGCCACUCGAGACAUGGACCAUGUUCCAGAUCGUCGAUCGGGUUUGAGAUCUGGCGGCGAUCGGUCGAGUUGGACGUUGGCAGGUUGGGCAUGA
Penicillium bovifimosum is the source of this 1626-nucleotide messenger RNA. Its product is annotated as putative actin-related protein RO7. The coding region runs from base 1 to 1626 and encodes 541 amino acids. Gene Ontology annotation, biological process: microtubule-based movement. The record is from RefSeq and is a predicted model, not a curated record. NCBI's taxonomy places the organism in Eukaryota, Fungi, Ascomycota, Eurotiomycetes, Eurotiales, Aspergillaceae. The transcript has a single exon.